CCUCGUUGCACUCCAACUAUACGCAAUAGGGUGUCGCCGUGAAUUCCUUCCCCCUUUCGAUUCCCGUGCACGUUGGAGACGGUGGCCGGCUUUUUGGGGCUCGUUCGGGACACCCAGUGUGAUAUCUGGCAGCACCAUGACCAAGGAGGACAACAAGGGCGCGGCCGAGGACCAGGCGCAGUCCAAGAAAGCCCUGAAGAAACAACAGAAGGAAGCCGAGAAGGCAGCGAAGAAAGCUGAGAAACAGGCCAAGUUGGCCUCAGAACAGCAGGCUGAUGAAGGAGAGGACUUUGCGAAGGACAGAUAUGGGGUUUCUCCGAUGAUACAGUCUCAAGAGAAACCUGAGAGGGUUCUUGUGAGAGUGAAAGACCUGACGCCGCAAAAAGCCGAUGAAACCGUCUGGAUCCGCGCCAGGGUCCACACCAGCAGAGCGAAGGGAAAGCAGUGUUUUCUGGUCCUACGUCAGCAGCAGUUCAACGUCCAGGCUCUGGUGGCUGUGGGAGACCGCGCAAGCAAGCAGAUGGUUAAAUUUGCUGCCAACAUCACCAAGGAAAGCAUCAUAGAUGUGGAAGGAGUUGUGCGUAAGGUGGACCAGAAAAUCGAGAGCUGCACCCAGCAGGACGUUGAGCUUCACAUAGAGAGGAUCUACGUGAUCAGCGCAGCCGAGCCCCGUCUGCCGCUGCAGCUGGAGGACGCCAUGCGACCUGAGGGCGAAGGGGAAGAGGAAGGAAGAGCUACUGUAAACCAGGAUACUCGGCUGGACAAUAGAGUCAUUGAUUUAAGGACGUCCACGAGUCAGGCAGUCUUCACCCUCCAGUCCGGUGUUUGUCAGCUCUUCCGGGAGACCCUGAGCAACAAAGGAUUUGUCGAGAUUCAGACUCCCAAAAUUAUCUCAGCGGCCAGUGAAGGAGGAGCCAACGUGUUCACCGUGUCCUACUUUAAAACUAGUGCCUACCUAGCCCAGUCUCCACAGCUCUACAAGCAAAUGUGCAUCUGUGCUGAUUUUGAGAAGGUGUUUUGCAUCGGGCCAGUUUUCCGCGCAGAGGAUUCCAACACUCACCGGCACUUGACGGAGUUCGUCGGCCUGGAUAUUGAGAUGGCAUUCAGCUACCAUUACCAUGAAGUCGUGGAUGAGAUUGCGGACACCCUGGUUCAGAUAUUUAAGGGAUUGCAAGGAAGGUUUCAGACCGAAAUCCAGACUGUUAGCAAACAGUUUCCUUCCGAGCCGUUCAAGUUCCUGGAGCCCACACUACACCUGGAGUACAGGGAGGGUGUCGCCAUGUUACGUGAGGCUGGAGUGGAGAUGGGAGAUGAAGAAGAUCUCAGCACCCCCAAUGAGAAACUUCUGGGACGGUUAGUCAAAGAAAAGUACGACACCGAUUUCUAUAUCCUUGAUAAAUACCCAUUGGCUGUGAGACCCUUCUACACAAUGCCGGACCCUCAGGACCCUAAAUAUUCCAACUCCUACGACAUGUUUAUGAGGGGUGAGGAGAUCCUGUCCGGUGCUCAGAGAGUGCACGAUGCUGAUCUGCUGACAGAGAGAGCAAAGCAUCAUGGGAUAGACUUGGAGAAAAUCAAGGCGUACAUCGACUCCUUCCGCUACGGAGCGCCUCCUCACGCUGGCGGUGGCAUUGGUCUGGAGCGUGUCACCAUGCUGUUCCUAGGACUGCACAAUGUACGUCAGACCUCCAUGUUCCCCCGUGACCCCAAGAGGCUGACCCCAUAAUGUGCUCCCACCCCCUCCAGACCUGGAAUCACCUGCUAGCCACCACCUUAUUCUGCACUUUGGAAGUCGUACGUAAACCGGGCUGACACCAGUCCUGAUAGAUCUCCUCCUCCUCUUGGUCCGUUUAGGACUAGGUUUUCUAUAGAUCAGUGUUUCCCAACCAGUGUGCCUCCAGCUGUUGCAAA
Messenger RNA from Hyla sarda, 1911 nucleotides. RefSeq names its product aspartyl-tRNA synthetase 1 (gene DARS1). The record is from RefSeq and is a predicted model, not a curated record. Gene Ontology annotation, cellular component: cytosol; cytoplasm; aminoacyl-tRNA synthetase multienzyme complex. Gene Ontology annotation, biological process: aspartyl-tRNA aminoacylation. The transcript has 18 exons. Lineage: Eukaryota; Metazoa; Chordata; Amphibia; Anura; Hylidae. Gene Ontology annotation, molecular function: ATP binding; aspartate-tRNA ligase activity; RNA binding. The coding region runs from base 137 to 1726 and encodes 529 amino acids.